Vicia villosa (hairy vetch) is the source of this 615-nucleotide messenger RNA. Its product is annotated as secreted RxLR effector protein 161-like. The transcript has a single exon. Lineage: Eukaryota; Viridiplantae; Streptophyta; Magnoliopsida; Fabales; Fabaceae. Bases 1 to 615 code for a protein of 204 amino acids. The record is from RefSeq and is a predicted model, not a curated record.
AUGACUCGAAUUACGCAUCCUCACCUGUCGAACCAAAUAGAGAAACAUGGAGAAGAGAACAAGGUUGAUGCUACUUUGUUAAAACAAAUUGUGGGAUCUUUGAGAUAUGUGUGCAACAGUCGACCAGAUAUAUGUUUCGCAAUCGGAUUAGUGAGCAGAUACAGGAGUGAACCAAGUGUGUCACACGUGAAUGUUGCAAGAAGAAUUCUGAGAUAUUUAAAAGGAUCGAUAAAUUAUGAAAAUAUAUUUCGACGAGACUCUGAAAGCAAAGAAGUUGUGAUUAAUUUCUAUUUAUAUGUUGAUUGCUGUGGAGAUGAGGAAGAUCGAAGAAGCACAACUAGUUAUUUCUUUCAAGUCUUAGGUGACCCAAUCUCAUGGUGUUCGAGAAAGCAACAUGUGGUGGCAUUGCCAUUGUGUGAGGCUGAAUAUAUAGUAGGAUCAUAUGUUGUGCGUCAAGCAAUAUGGAUCAAAUAUGUGUUGGAAGAGAUUGAGGUCGAAGUGAAGAAAUUCUGGCGUUACAGAUCAAUAACAAAUCAGUCAUUAAUCUUGCAAAGAAUUCAGUUUUGCAUGGAAGAAGUAAGCAAAUCGAAGGAGAAGGUAAAUGAAGGUGAUUGA